Salmo salar (Atlantic salmon) is the source of this 3083-nucleotide messenger RNA. NCBI's taxonomy places the organism in Eukaryota, Metazoa, Chordata, Actinopteri, Salmoniformes, Salmonidae. The record is from RefSeq and is a predicted model, not a curated record.
UCGCUGCCUGGUGUGACAUGAUGCUUGGUAUUCCAUGCAGCAGCCUCCCACGCCCCGCAGCCACCCACGCCAGGAUCUGCGUCACGCAGCCGCGUGGGAGUGAGAGAGAAAUGUAGCAAGAGAGGAGCAACCAACUCGGAACAGUAGGGGAGUAGGGAUAAACCAACACUUAGCAGGUCCUUUAUACUAAACUUCUAUUACCCAUACUCGUUUGGCUUCUCACCGUGAGGGGAGAAUUGAAGAGCAAGAAAGGAACGAAAGGUUGGAUGAGCGGUGCGAAGAGUUCUGCAGGGAUGGCGGCGGCGUUGCCCAGGACCCUGGGGGAGCUCCAGCUCUACAGGAUCCUCCAGAGGGCCAACCUGCUGUCCUACUACGAGGCCUUCAUCCAGCAGGGCGGCGACGACGUGCAGCAGCUGUGUGAGGCGGCCGAGGAGGAGUUCCUGGAGAUCAUGGCCCUGGUGGGCAUGGCCAGCAAGCCCCUGCAUGUAAGGAGGCUACAGAAGGCCCUGCGAGACUGGGUCACCAACCCGGCCCUGUUCAACCAGCCCCUGGCCUCUCUCCCUGUCUGCAGCAUCCCUGUCUACAAGCUAGAAGCUAACGGUAAUGCUAACGCUAGCACACAUGUCAAAGUGCCCAAACUUCAGGCGUCGGCGUGUGUGGGGGAGCCCAGGAGAAGCGAGGCGUCGGCGUCAGUGGUGGGGGGCGAGGGAGGAGGGGGUUCGGCCUCAGGGUCUCCACUGCAGAGGGGCAGCGAGCCCCGCUUCUGGGCCUCCUUGUCCUCCCACGGUGGGGGAGGGGGACCGGAGAGCGAGCGCAGCCUGUCCCCAGCGGAGUUGACCCUGGGUCUGGCUUCCCCCUCGUCCCCCCGCGGCGAGGAGGUACUAGAUGCCGCAGCGUUGAGGUCGGUGGUGGAGUGUGUGGAGCGGCUGGCCCAGGCGCUGCCCCGGAGCGACCCGGCCGACGUGAAGGAGGGGCUGAGGGGCAACAAGAAGCUGGCCAAGAUGAUCUGCCACAUCCUGGACAUGGACGAGGACGACCCGAGGAGGGCGGAGGAGAUACGCAAGUACAGCGCCAUCUACGGACGCUUCGACUCCAAGAGGAAGGACGGCAAGCACCUUACGCUGCACGAGCUGACAGUGAAUGAGGCAGCAGCUCAGUUGUGUAUGAAGGAGGUGUCCCUGCUGACCAGGAGAGAUGAGCUGUUUGGUCUGGCUAGACAGGUCUCCCGGGAGGUCACCUACAAAUACACCUACAGGACCAGCAAGUCCCGAUGUGGUGAUAGAGAUGAGAUUUCUCCCAAGAGGAUUAAAACAGAGGAGGGCUUCUUUGACCUCCAGGAGGCCCUGCAGGCCAUCCACAUGAGACAAGAGACCCUGAGGGAGCAGCUGGCCACAGCCAAGUCUAAAGGAGAGGAGACCACAGGACGCAACAUCCAGCUGCAGCUGGAGCAUCUGCUGGCCAGGCAGAUGGAGAUCCUCCACGAGGCCAAGGCCCAGGACAGACUUCAGACCCUGGAGUGGAGGGUUCCUAUGGGGGGCUUCAAAUUCAGACACAGCACAGACCCAGAGCACCGCCACCAUACCAACGGAGGCUCCACUGAUAACACCAGUCUACAACCAGGCUGCUUCAUCCUUUAUCCCCAAGCGCUCCCUGGCUUAAUGACCCACAGCCUUUCCUCGUUGGGGCAGGAAGUCCAUAUUAGGCUUGGGGAGAGGCCACUGAACCUGCGUGUGGCGGGUCAAAGGUCAGAUGGAGACAUACCCCUGGGGAAACAGCUAGCCAAUGAGCUGAAGAGGCAUCACAGCAAUGGGGAGGGAAAGACCCCGGCGACGAGUCACCAUGGCAAUGUCGAGGGCAAAACUUUGGCCACAGAAAAUGGGAACGGGGCCGACUUCUCUCAAGGGGCUCUCAACCUUUCUGACAAGAAGACCAUCAAAUCAGAGCCAGAGGAUUCCAGAUAGCACCUCUUCUCCUCCUACUCCUCCUCCUUCCUCAUCCCUCUCUCAUAACAUAGUCGUCGUCGGUCAAUACUAAAAAAGCACAGCUGCAGUAGAGCCUUAACAACCAAUGUUGCCUCAAGUAAAGGGAUUUUACUUUUUGUUUAUUUUUUGCCAAAGCACCUAGAGAGCCUUUAUUUCUUUCCUUGUAGAAGCCCAGUUUUUUGUGUUUUCACUGACUGUGCUGAUUCCCCCACCCCUCUCUCCUUUCUUACUAUCAAGACUGAUGGCGAGUGGUCUGUAGAUGUCGUUUUUGUACAUACAUAAUUCUGACUCUGAAAAGCGUUUGUCAUUAAUGUUAUUUAAAUAUGUGCUGUGUAUAAUAAGGAAACAUAUUUCUGGUGGACUAUAGGAUAUCAGUUAUGUCCAGAUUGGGAAGAUGGAUGUCCCAGUUGUUACGAGGACAGGUUUAGCUCUGGUUUGUUAAGAGUGUAUGAGGACAACACCAGAAUAUCCUGGUAGUAUUCCCUUUCACUUCGAGUCAACCAGGAUUUGGCUCAGAAAAGUCUUAUUUAAUUUGACAAUGUGGUCCGAUUUGAUCAAAGCACUAACAAUAGGGUGUGCAGGUCAUUCGGGAAGUAUUCAGACCCCUUGACUUUUUCCACAUUUUGUUACAUUGCAGCCUUAUUCUAAAAUGGAUUAAGUAAGAAAAUGUCCCUCAUCAAUCUACACACUAUACCCCGUAAUGACAAAGUGAAAACAGGUUUUUAGAAAUGUUUGCCAUUGUAUAUGAAAAAGCAAAACAGAAAAAGCUUAGUUACAUAGGUAUUCAGACCCUUUGCUGUGAGACUCAAAAUUGAACUCAGAUGCAUCCUUUUUCCAGCGAUCCUCCUUGAGAUGUUUCUACAACUUGAUUGGAGUCCACCUGUGGUAAAUUGAAUUGAUUGGACAUGAUUUGGAAAGGCACACACAUGUCUAUAUAAGGUCCCACAGUUGACAGUGCAUGUCAGAGCCAUGAGGUCGAAAGAACCUGCUCAAGAGCGCUCAGGACCUCAGACUGGGGCGAAGGUUCACCUUCCAACAGGACAACGACCCUAUGCAUACAGCCAAGACAACGCAGGGUUGGCUUCGGGACAAGUCUCUGAA